GUAGUGCGCCGGUUAGAACCCGUUUCUGGUUGUGUGUAACGGAUUCUCUUUGAAAACUUGAUAUCACGGCUUUAGCUCCAGUAUUAUACAUAUUUCCUUCGAGUUCUCGCUCAGUUAAACAGUCAGUGCAGUGAGAGGGUGAAAAUACUGAGAAAAAUAUCAACCUUGAGCACAAGAGACAUUUUUGGAGGGAAUAGUUGAGAUGGCUGACGUAGCUGAGAAUGCACCUAUCACGGAUCCUGCCAUGGCUAUUUCUCAAGGCAAACGUCACCUCCUGGUGCGCGACUACGGGAUGGCUGUAGCUGUCCUAGCCGAGGCGCUGGAGAUCCUCACUCAGAAGCACGGCGAUCUGGCGGACGAGCUUGGUGAACCAUACUUGCUUUAUGGACGUGCACUUUUGGGAUUGGCACGUGAGGAGGCUGGUGUCCUGGGCGAUGGUAUUGCUGGGUCCGAGGAUGCCGAGGAAGAGGAGGAUGCUGAGGAGGAAGAUGGGGAUGAAGAGAAACAGAAUAACGCUGAUGAGAAGGAUGAGGUGGAAGAUGAGUCUGCUAUUGUGAAUUCUAAUGCCGAGGAGAAGGAGGAUAAAACAGAGUCCAAGGAUGAAAAGGACACCUUGCAGGGGAAGACCGAGGUGGUGAAAGAUGCUGAAACAGGAGAGACCGUUGCUGCUAAGAGUGCAGAAUCUAAGGACGAGAGUAAACCGGAAGAAGCUAAUAAAACUGAUGACAGUAAGAUCGCUGAACGGAAGGCAGAGGACAAAAGUAAGGAUCAGCCAGGACAGUCCAAUGAGAAUAAAGUAGUAGCCAAUGGCGAAUCGUCCAAGACGAAUGGCGAUGUUGCUGAAGCCAAUGGGGACGAUGAAGAAGAUUUGAGUAAGGACGAGAACAACGAAGCGAAUAAUCUCCAAAUAGCCUGGGAAGUAUUGGAACUGGCUAAACUGAUAUUACUAAAACGUGGUCCGACGGGAUGGAAAGGCUUGGCCGAGGCUUAUAGACUUCUUGGAGAAAUAGCUAUGGAGGAUGGCAAUCACGAAAGAGCCUUGGUAGAUCUUCAGGGCUGUUUAGAUCUUCUUGGAAAGAUUGAACCCUGCGAGCCUCGUGCCAUCGCCGAGAUACAUUACCAGCUUGGACUAGCACACUCAUUGGCCAAUGACUUUGACGCCAGUAUAGAACAGUUCAAAGAAGCCACCACGUUACUAGAGUCGCGUAUAAAGCAACUCGAGGAGACCACCGACGCCCCUAAAAGCGAUAACCCUUUCUAUACGAUCGAGGGUGAGAUAAAGGAGCUCAAGGAACUCCUGCCGGAAAUUCAAGAAAAAAUUGCAGACAUGAAGGACUUCAAGGAGGAAGCUUGUAAGGUCGUUUUAGAGGGUAUCAAGAACCAGGUAGCUCGCGAGUGCAGAAAUGGAGCAGGUACCAGCGGAAAUGAUGGUGCGAGUUCAUCAGCUUCCGGUAGUUCACCGAAAAUUAUAAAACCAGCCAGUGACAUAUCGCAUUUGGUGCGCAAGAAACGCAAGGCUGAUGAAACGGAAACGGAAGCAGCGUCACCAUUGAAGAAACCGACGCCUGAGAAAAUUGCCUAAAAGAAAUAGGAAUUAAACGUGAAAUAACAACAAUGUGAAUUGUGUAAUCGAACAAUUCUGACUGUAAUGGCGUACUUGAACGCAUCUCGUGUCUGGCGGCGCUGCAUCUGAUAUACGAGUUUAAUACAAGAAAACAAAUUUUAUUUCGUAUUUUUUAAUCGUAAAGUCACGAGAUAAAACGUCUAGCAUUUGUCGUAUAAAAACACAAGACUGACAUCCAAAAUUUAAUAUUUUACUUUGUCUUUGCUUUUAACUUGUAUCAUUACGUUCUGUCCGAAUGAUUUCUUUUCUUUCUUAUUUUCUUAUUUCUUCGAUAUUAAUCGCGCGUAAUACUCCUUGCCAGCGGUUGCACAAGUUUUUGUUUUCCUACAAUUUCAAAAUUUUUUUAUUUAUUGUCUAUUGAAGACUCCUAGUGGUAAACGCGCUCGAGAUCAUUACUAGUAUCAUUACGGAGACUCAUGAACUCAUUGUUUUUGGAUAUACAAACCUUCGUAAGAUGGCUGAGAAGUGAAUGAAGAAAAACCAGAGCCGUGAUUCAUACGUACAUAAGAAUAAGUAAUAGUUAAUAAAAGUUGAAUGAUGUUUUUCUAAAA
Molecule: messenger RNA, 2175 nt
Organism: Cephus cinctus (wheat stem sawfly)
Lineage: Eukaryota; Metazoa; Arthropoda; Insecta; Hymenoptera; Cephidae
Gene: Nasp
Product: protein HGV2
Exons: 2
Coding region: 203-1582 (459 amino acids)
Biological process (GO): DNA replication-dependent chromatin assembly; CENP-A containing chromatin assembly
Cellular component (GO): nucleoplasm
Molecular function (GO): histone binding
Source: RefSeq, a predicted model, not a curated record